AUACUAAUUGGUUUGAAGUGACUGAUGAAGAACUAAGUAAAAUAAGUCCAAAAGAUAAUUCAUUUGAAGGAUUUCCACCAGUUUAUAUAACAGCUGGUACAAAUGAAAUAUCAAUUGAUGCGAUUCGUGAUAUGACUGAGAAAAUAAGAUUAUCAGAUGUAGAAGUUAUAUUGGACGAAGCUGAAGGAUUAAUGCAUACAUAUGCUUUAUUUCAUCUUUGGUCACUACAAGGUAGACGAGUUCAAGAAAGAAUACGCCAAUGGAUUGGAGAACAAUUGGUAAUUGAAAUAAAAUUGAAAUCAAAAAUAAAUACGGUUACAACAAAUCUUGAGUGUAAUUAG
Molecule: messenger RNA, 341 nt
Organism: Rotaria sp. Silwood2
Lineage: Eukaryota; Metazoa; Rotifera; Eurotatoria; Philodinida; Philodinidae
Source: the annotation of a GenBank genome assembly